AUGUCGCACGCUCAGAUGUUGUCGCUGUACCGCCACAUCAUCCGUAACGCCCGCGUUUACCCGAGCAAGAGUCGGGAUCGUGUGUUGAAGGAGAUUCGCCUUGAGUUCAGAAAAAAUGCAACGGAGAGUGAUCCUGUCAAGGUGGACGAGCAGCGGCAGUUAGCCAUGAAGGGCCUGCAGCAGCUCAUGGUCUACACCAAGAUGGACACCAGCGGUCUGGACAUGAGCGUGACGUUGGAACAGAACCCUCUUGGAGGACCGACGCAACAAUAACACGGAGAUUGCCAGGAGCCUCCGGUGACGCUCGCGUUUCAUCCGACGACGCCGACAAACCAGCUGGAGGUGUCUCAGGCGGAAAACACCACCCACGAAAACGUCCUGAUCGCGGAGCCCCCUCCCUCCUUACUUAGGAAACGCUUUCAUAGGGCCCCACUUUAGCAGGGUUGGGUUUAUGUAGCACUUGGCAACACAUCCACUAAAACAGCAGUUCGAGACUGCUGUUGUUGUGCCCUCAAGUUUUUAGCGGAGGUCAUGAGAUCGCCUGGGACGGGGACUGACUGCGGCACGGUUGGUGGUUUGGUUGUAAAACGUGACGGCCAUUCCUCAACCCCCUUUCGGGUUUCUCUUUUUUAUUGAUGGACGUGUUUUAUCGGGGGGUGGCAUGUGAAGUCUGACGUAGAUAUCCGAAUAUAUGGUUGAAGGACAUUGCCGAGGGGACAUUGCCGAGGGGAGGGCUGAUUUUGUUUUUGUCGCUUUUUUUUUUGGUGUUAUUUUUUGGGCAACCACGGCGGUUGCCUAUACGGAUGGGAGACGACGCCAAUCAUCCUCCUUUUUGGCGACUAGAUUAUCGAGCGUCAGGAUCGAUUUUAUGUUUUUUAUGCC
Molecule: messenger RNA, 882 nt
Organism: Ectocarpus siliculosus
Lineage: Eukaryota; Phaeophyceae; Ectocarpales; Ectocarpaceae
Source: the annotation of a GenBank genome assembly